CCUCAGCCUCAUUGUAAUGGCGGCCAUGUUUAAUUGACUGACGUUGGUGCGUUGGUGGAAGUCAAGUUUUCCGCCAUUUGUGACAGAUCGACAUCCAGUGCAACAGACUGAAGGAUUCUAACGUAUUUCACAACUCAACAUAUUUCAGAGGUGCCAAACUAAGCAGGAAACUAAAGCUUGAAGAUGGCCUCAGCAAAUGACUCCAAGUGGCAGAAAGAUGCGGCUGACCAGAACUUUGAUUAUAUGUUUAAAUUGUUAAUCAUCGGCAACAGUUCUGUUGGUAAAACCUCCUUCCUCUUCCGAUAUGCAGACGACUCCUUCACGUCUGCCUUCGUCAGCACAGUCGGAAUUGACUUCAAAGUCAAGACAGUAUUCAGACAAGACAAGAGGGUCAAAUUACAAAUAUGGGACACAGCAGGUCAGGAGAGAUAUAGAACAAUAACAACCGCUUAUUACCGUGGUGCUAUGGGAUUUAUACUCAUGUAUGAUGUCACCAAUGAAGAGUCCUUUAAUGCAGUACAAGAUUGGUGCACCCAGAUCAAGACAUAUUCCUGGGACAAUGCUCAGGUUGUUUUAGUUGGCAACAAGUGUGACUUGGAGGAUGAACGGGUGGUUUCAACUGAGAGGGGAAAACAGCUAGCAGACCAAUUAGGUUUGGAAUUUUUUGAGACAUCAGCAAAAGAAAACAUCAAUGUGAAAGCUGUAUUCGAGCGACUGGUUGACAUUAUCUGUGACAAGAUGUCGGAGAGCCUCGAUUCUGAUCCCACUCUCGCCAACAGCCAGACGAAGGCUACCAGGCUGACAGAGAACCCAAACCCACAAGGCAGUGGCUGCCAGUGCUGAUCAGCGACACCUACCAACAAAUGGUUGUAUCAAGGGGAAUAACUCAAGUCUCACAUCUGGCUUGUAGUGGUUUUAGACUGCUGAUUGAUGCAUUCAUCUUUCUAUAAAUUCUGUGACUAUUAUGGGAGAUAUUUAAAUCAGAGUGAAAGGACAAGACUGUCCUGGAUUUUGUAUACAAGGAAUGGUUGGAAAUCUAUACCUCCUUUGAGGAUUUAUGCCUGGUUUGGGCAUACUUCAGUUUAAUGCUUUCUAUUCCAUUUUGAACUCAUUGGGAGUAGGGACUUAAUAUUCACAUUUUCCCCUUUGAUACAGUUAUUUGGUAAGCGAACCAACUUGCCCGACAAUUAACAUACUUGGGUCACUCUGUCAUUUAAGACAAGUCCAGCAAUGAGGAAUGAAGAUAUUCACUUGUACUCUUCAGUCCUGUAGAGAAUGUCUGUUGAUCAAUACUUUAAUAUCUGCAAUUCCAUGUAUUUAGACAGCUCAAGUAGGGCAUCUUCUGUUUUCAUUGUUAACAUAGCUGGAUAUGGGACCAAGUAUUCUGACCAGGACUGUCCGAGUGUUUAUUGCUCAUACUUAGUCGUUAGGAAACUAUUGUAUAGACAAAAUGGGAAUUCUUGUGGCAAGUCCAGCUCACACCCACUGUUCAGACAAACAAGUAUUAACAGUGAUGAUGAUGACAUCACUUGUAAUCAGUUUGUCUGUAAGUAGCCAGAGUGGCGGCCAUAUUAGAUUGAUUUAGCGUAGAAUCUCAGGAACGGUCAGCAAGAAAGACGACGUCAGGGAUGUAACAUCAUGCCAAAAUAGCGUGAACGUAACAUUGUUUCAUGCUUUUAUGCUGUUGUAAUCCGUUCAAAUGUUUUUGCAUUACAGCACAUUCUGCUAAUUCCUAUUUAGCUGUAUGUAUAUAAAGCAGGCUCAAAUUUUAGUGUGGCAGGAUGAUCCCGUACCGUUUUUCUUGCCGAUUGUUAUCUAGAAGAGUGUACUGCAAAUAGAAAUCCACAUUUAUAUUAUGACUUUUAUGUGAUUUAUCUACCAGUUUGUUUAUAAUGAAGAUAUUUAUUUCUACUUUGGCAUAUCUGCCAAUAUUUAUAUUUGGUUUGGGUAAUACUUGAAGUUUUGUUAUUUGUUCAUUUUGUUCUACUCUGGAGGAUUCUUAAUAUCAACGUACAAAUGGAAUGACAUUGAAUGAUCUCCUUCUGUCUCAUCUGUCUUUAGUUUCAACAGUCGAGCACAUUCUCAGUCUCUCAUCAACAGUUUGUACAUUCCCUCAGUUCUCGGACAUUCCAUUCCUGGUUUCUGUAAUCUGCGGUGAAAUGGGAUGACUUUCAUUGUAGAAUAUCUUGACAUGUGAUAUUUAUCAGCCACAAUGAUCUGGAGUAUAACUGUAAUAUGCAACAUGAAGGGUUACACAUGUUAACACCUUGUUGUUAUGAAUGGUGAGUUGCCAUGGUAACCAAACCUUGCAUAGUGUUGUGUGUAAGGAUUUCUCAGGUGUAAGAUUUAGCUAGGGACAAUGUUUCAGCAUACAGUAAAUUAAAAAUAUGUUAUCACUCUUCAGAUGAUGUCUGUUCCAAUACAAUUGUCAUGUUUCUGAUACAGAAAUGAUGUUAUGAUAAUUAUGGUGACAGCAGAAACUUCACUUCCCGAAGAGAAUCAUGGUUAACUGGGGAAAAAUUGAGGUUCAUGCUAAUUAUCAUUUCAAUAAUUUCUGUUAAGGUUUCUAAACUGUAAGAGUUUUAUAGCCUGGUUGACAGAGGCGCAAGUAUCACAAUUUACUAAAAUGACAACUCUCUUCUCCCUUUCAUUGCAUUACUAACCAUAACACCCAGUUUCUAAGUCGGUCUUGAUAAAUUUGUGUAUAGUGUAGAAACUUUGUGAGACAUUAACUCUUGUUGUUGUAAAGGUUACUUGAAUAUACAUCUGUUAGAAAUGUUGGAGAGCACAUUGUUGAUAUACCUAGUCAUCAGCAGCAUGCCAUUACCAACUCUGUCACCAUGGCAGCCUACUGUAUCUCAUGGCAACUGUUGCCUUGGUGUGAGAGUAGGCUGUUGUUUCUGAGAGCAUUUUAUCUGUACAUAGCUGUAGCUUAUUGUUGCUGGAUGUGCAGUGUUUCCCACUGCCUGAAUGAGUCUGUCUACCUGUCUGUUUAGUUUACGAGGAGUAGGCAGCGUAGUGAUGACAAUUCCCACAUUUUGCGACAAAGCAGCAACACACUCAUUUGGCCGAAGUUUUAACAGAUCUAUCAAAGGUAUACACAACCAACUUGAAACCACAGAAUCCUUGGAUUCAAAAUGCAGCAAUACUAUUGAACCUUUAAAUCUUAUUAAUACACAUACACUUUUAAGGCUAAUUUCGUUGUGAUGGAGGAAGUAUGCACAUUUUAUCAAAGAAAGAAAAUCUACUACAGUUUUGCUGUUUUGUCACUUUAUGUGGAAUGGUUGUUAAGUGUAAGAUUUGUGUAUUAAACAAUCACUUUGAUGUGCAAUCAUUCUGACUUAAUAUCUCAAGGAGCUUGACAGCCCCCAACAUGUGCAAUCUCCUGCUGUGUUGAGUUAGCUAUGUAUCUCUGCUCAGUGUUAGGUUCUUCUCGGCAUGCAGUACUGGAGUCUAACAGUUGGUUGAUGUACAUGUGGAUUCCCUACAAUCAUAAUACUUGUUUUACCCUUGUAAUAAUAAGCUUUUUGUGAGAGACAAACAUAUAUGCUGUGAUUUUCUUGUUAAUUGUUAAAAUCUGUAGACUUUUAUUUGUCCUCUGUAGUAUCAUGAUGAUUUCUGUACAUGUGUAUGAUACAAGAACCACUCUAGACUUGUCUAGCUCUCCUUCAGUCAUUGCCAGCAAUAAUGCCCUCGAUCUACAGUAGCCACUGCAUGUUGGCAUUGCAGGCUCAUUGCAUCAUGUAUUCAACACCUACAGCGUCACAUCACCCAGUGUUGUCAUAGCGAUUGAACAGUGAACAUCUGAUAUGGAAAAAAUGUGGUUCUGGUUUGUUUCAAUUGGUUUACAGUUCAAGAAUCUAGCUUGAAAAUGUUUUUCACAUGAUUAAUGUUGAAUGUCCAAGACUCGUAAAAAAAAGUUCGAAGAUAUUAAGCAGAUAGAUACCCAGACUUCCAUGUGAACAUAGGAAAGUUUAAACACUUCCACUUACUGGCAUGAAUAACUCAACAUUUUAAGCAUAUUCUCUCAUAUUAUACCUACAUAACCAUCAUGCUUGGCGUUCCUAGGAACACAUGUGAUCCUCUGGGUAUGAUGGGUGAUGUGAUGGCUACACUGGACAGGAUCCUGUGGAGGGGGACCUUGGGGGACUAGUUGACCAGUCACUCCGUGGAUGCCCUCCCCCACAGCAUCACAGUCUUCAUCUUGUAUCAUCUGUUGGUCUCUCUCUGAUGAAGCUAGUCUAGUAACUCCACAGUAGCAACUGUCCACUGUCAGUUAUAGCUGCAAGUACAAAUAAAGUCAUUAACAUCA
Messenger RNA from Haliotis rubra (blacklip abalone), 4312 nucleotides. Its product is annotated as ras-related protein Rab-3. The coding region runs from base 184 to 843 and encodes 219 amino acids. NCBI's taxonomy places the organism in Eukaryota, Metazoa, Mollusca, Gastropoda, Lepetellida, Haliotidae. Gene Ontology annotation, biological process: protein localization to plasma membrane; regulation of exocytosis; protein secretion. Gene Ontology annotation, cellular component: endosome; synaptic vesicle; plasma membrane. Gene Ontology annotation, molecular function: GTP binding; GTPase activity. The record is from RefSeq and is a predicted model, not a curated record. The transcript has 5 exons.